CAGGAGUCGUUGGCUUGUCUAAAACCGGAAUGUUUUCAGUUUCAGGAAGUUUCGGAGCCCAUUGCUACUGUAAUUCCUUGUCACAAAUGGCUUCAAUGAAGUGUAAAAGAGAGUCAUCGCCAUCACCAUCUUCUUCUUCAACACGCCAGUGGAAAUAUGAAGUAUUUCUAAGUUUCAGGGGUGAAGAUACCCGCAAUAAUUUUACCGACCAUCUAUAUACUGCUUUGACACAAAAGGGCAUUAUUACUUUUAGGGAUGAAGAAGAACUCAAGAGAGGAAAAUCUAUUUCUAAGCUCUUCGAAGCAAUAGAAGAAUCACAAAUUGCUAUCAUCAUUUUCUCAAAAAACUAUGCAUCUUCUAGGUGGUGCUUGAAAGAGCUUGCCAAGAUUAUUGAAUGCAGGAAAGAAAUAGGGCUGAUAGUUUUGCCAAUUUUCUACCAUGUGGAACCAUCUGAUGUUAAGAAACAAACAGGAAUUUUUGGACAAGCCUUUAUUGAUCACCAAAAAUGCUUUGAGGUUAAUAUAAAGGAGGUGGAAACGUGGAGAAUUGCUUUAAAAGAAGUGGCUAAUAUCUCUGGUUGGCAUCUACAAAAUAGGCCUGAGUCCGAAUUUAUCCAAGACGUUGUAAAAGAGAUGAUGGAGAAAUUGAGUUCUAAAUCCUCAAGCGUUACUAAAAGCUUCAUAGGAAUAGAAUCUACUCUGGCGAGAUUUAUCCCUUCGUAUUUAAGUUUUGAGAAUAAUAUUUGCAUGAUAGGGAUUUAUGGUAUGGGUGGUUUGGGAAAGACAACUCUUGCUAGAGCUGUUUAUGAUAAAUUUCGCAGUCAAUUUGAAGGUUCUAGUUUUAUUGCCAAUGUUAGGGAAGAUUCAAAAAAACAUGGUUUGCCUAAAUUACAACAACAACUUCUUGCAGACAUUUUGGAGGACAAAAGUAUUCUUAUAAGCAAUGUUUAUGAUGGAGUUGACAUGAUCGAGAAAAGGUUAUGUUGUAAAAAAGUUCUACUUGUUAUAGAUGAUGUUGACCAUUUGGAGCAAUUAGAAAAAUUGGCCGGAGGGCAUGACUGGUUUGGAUUAGGGAGUAGGAUCAUUAUAACAACUAGAGAUGAACACGUGUUAAUCCAACAUAGAGUGUGUAAAAGAUAUAAUCCCAAUGGAUUAAAUAAUGAUGAUGCUUUAAAACUUUUUUGUUUGAAAGCCUUCAAAAAUGAGCAACCCAAAAAAGGUUAUAUGCAACUCUCCCAAGAAGUAGUGGAAUAUUCUAAUGGCCUUCCAUUAGCUCUUGUUACUUUGGGUUCCUUUUUGGUUGGAAGAACAAUAGAUGAAUGGCAAAGUGCAUUGCCUAGUUUUAAAAAAACUAAAGGAGAAAUAUUUAAUAUACUUAAAAUAAGUUACGAUGGACUAGAGGAAAUGUGGAAGGAGAUAUUCUUAGAUAUUGCAUGUUUCUUCAGACAUUGGAAGAAAAAUCAAGUAAUACGUAUAUUAGAGAAUUGUGGUUUUAAUGCAACAAUUGGUGUAAGUGUUCUCGUGGAAAAAUCUCUCCUUUCUGUGGAUGGCAAUGAAUGUUUGGGGAUGCAUGAUCUACUACAAGAAAUGGGUGAAAAAAUUGUUCGUUUUGAAUCAAAGGGAAAGCUUGGAAAGCAAAGUAGGUUGUGGCUUAUUAAUGACUUGCUUCAUGUAUUGAAGGACAAUAUGGCAACAAAUGCAAUUGAAGCCAUAGUUGUUCAUUACAAGAAAGAGGAUUUCAAAUUUGAAGAAUUUCUUGAAGUGUUAUCAAAGAUGUCUAAUCUUAGAUUGAUGGUAAUUGAUAAGAAGGUCAACUUAUGUCUUCCUAAUGACCAAAGACAUCUUGAUGUUCCUAAUCAGCUAAGACAUCUUUCUUGGAACUUCUGUCCUUUAAAAUGUUUGUCAUUCAGUUCCCAACCAAUGGAGCUUGUUCAUCUUGAAUUGCGGCACAGCUAUUUGGAAUAUCUUUGGCAAGGAGUAUUGCUUUCAUCCAAGUUAAAGUUCAUUGAUCUUAGUUAUUCCAACUACCUUAUUAGAACACCUGACUUUUCUGGUGUUUCAAUACUUAAGGGACUAAACCUUUCUUCCUGCCAUCGAUUGGUUGCGAUCCACCCAUCUAUUGGACAACUCAGCAAGCUUAGGUAUUUAAAUCUGGAAUGCUGCUGGUCUCUUACUGAUCUUCCCAGCAUGUCUGCUGAAAUGCAGUCCCUUACUGUUCUUAAUAUUCAAGGUUGCUCAAGAAUUGGUUCGUUUCCGAAAUUUACUGGAAUUAUGAAAAGCCUAUCGGAACUCAAAUUGGGUUGGACUGCUAUUAAGAAAGUAGCACCCUCAUCAAUCAAGUGUUUGACUACCCUUACUUUAUUAGAUCUAAGUUUCUGCACAGAUCUCGAAAGUCUUCCUAGCGACAUACAUAAUUUGAGGUCACUUGAAAAACUCGGUCUUUUCGGUUGCUCAAAACUAAAAUCUUUGCCAAGGCUUCCAUCAACCGUAAGAGUUAUAGAUGCUAAGCUUUGUUAUUCCCUAAAAUGGUCACUAGCACAGGUCAAACUGCGUAGCUGGUCACAACCUCUCUCCCAGUGGUGUCUGUAUGAUGAGCGAGACAUUCUAGUGGAAUUUAAAAUAUUGUUCCAUUUCCUACAGCUACAGGGACUCCUUUGUCGUAAAACCGUUUAUGGAACUUCUUUCAAAAGAGAAGAGGAUGGAUCAAGAACUAAAUUUCUGAUAAUUUUUUUGUCAUGUUUGAUUCAAACAGUGAGGAAUUCAAUAAGCAUAGAGCUGCCUUCAAAUUGGUAUAAUAGUAAAUGGAUAGGAUUUGCUCUUUGGGCAUCACAAUCAAAUUAUAUAUGCUUGAGUGAUGUUAUUAGAGCUCGUGUGAUAGCCCUUGGUGAUAUGCCUCAGAAUCACUGGGCCUUUGAACUUUUUACUACCAUGAUACGUUUUGAAAACGGUAUUUGCCUAUUAUAUUUGUCUCAUGAUGAUUGGUUUUCUACUGUUGGUAAUGGUAAAUGUAGUCAGAUUAAGGUUAUAUUUGAGACCGAUAAAAAAACCAUUGAUGUGUUUGAUUGUGGGGCUAGUUUGAUAUACGAGCAAGAUGUGGAAGAGUUCAACUUAACAAAUGCACAAUGUUUGAUUGCGAGCUUUGGGGGAGUACCUAUCUAUAAAUUAAUUGUAGGUGAUGAUGAUGAACUUUAAGGAUUUUGCUAAGAAGAUGACGCUCAUGUCCUACUUAUACUUCGACUGGCUGCUAAAUAGCGAAGAUUUUCAUAGCUUGAAUUUCAGUUAAGGCUACUGCUAUUGGAUGUGCAUAAGCAAUUUUGUCAGUAUUACUGUUUUUUUUUUU
Quercus robur (English oak) is the source of this 3339-nucleotide messenger RNA. RefSeq names its product disease resistance protein RPV1-like. Lineage: Eukaryota; Viridiplantae; Streptophyta; Magnoliopsida; Fagales; Fagaceae. The record is from RefSeq and is a predicted model, not a curated record. The transcript has 8 exons. Gene Ontology annotation, molecular function: ADP binding. Gene Ontology annotation, biological process: defense response; signal transduction. The coding region runs from base 30 to 3191 and encodes 1053 amino acids.